Messenger RNA from Ochotona curzoniae (black-lipped pika), 987 nucleotides. Its product is annotated as dystroglycan-like. Gene Ontology annotation, cellular component: sarcolemma; dystroglycan complex; basement membrane. NCBI's taxonomy places the organism in Eukaryota, Metazoa, Chordata, Mammalia, Lagomorpha, Ochotonidae. Gene Ontology annotation, molecular function: laminin binding. The record is from RefSeq and is a predicted model, not a curated record. The transcript is spliced from 2 exons. The coding region runs from base 1 to 987 and encodes 328 amino acids. Gene Ontology annotation, biological process: morphogenesis of an epithelium; muscle attachment; nerve development.
AUGUCUGCUUUCAUGGCUGGUCCAGGAAACACAAAAAAGGUGGUGGAGAACCGGGCCCUGCUCUCCUGGAAACUGGGCUGCUCAUUGUACCAGAAUAGCGUGCCUGACAUCUGUGGCAUAGAAACCCCUGCCAAGGAGGGCACCAUGUCUGCCCAGCUCGGCUACCCUGUGGUGGGCUGGCACAUUGCUAAUAAGAAGCCGUGUCUCCCCAAACAUGUCCGACAGCAGAUCCAUGCCACACCCACCUCUGUUACUGCCAUUGGCACCCCAACUACGGCCAUCCAGGAGCCACCAUCCCGGAUCGUGCCCACCCCAACCUCCCCAGCCAUUGUUCCUCCCACAGAGACCAUGGUGCCUCCUCCUGUCAGGGACCCUGUUCCCGGAAGCCCACAGUCACCAGACAUUCAGACCGGAGGCGCCAUUAUUCAGACCCCAACCCUGGGCCCCAUCCAGCCUACUCGGGUGCCAGAAGCUAGCACCACAGUUCCUGGCCAGAUUCGCCCAACAAUGACAAUUCCUGGCUAUGUGGAGCCCACAGCUGUUGCUACCCCUUCUAGAACUACAACCAAAAAACCACAUGUGUCCACAUCAAAACCAGCAACACCCUCAACUGACUCAGCAACCACCACAACUUGCAGGCCAGCCAAGAAACCAUGGACCUUCAGGCCAGUGCCCCUGGCCCCGAACGGCCGGGCCGGGGGUGUGUGUGUGUGUGUUUGUGACGGGAGACAGUGGUGUGGAGGAAGCCGGCCGGAACCCCCGCGGGCGGCUGCACCUCGCCCCCCAGCGGGUGGCGGCCGGAGCAGGGGCGAGCGAGGCUUUGGCGGCGGCGUUGACGGUGUCUCUCCCAGAAUUCGGCGCGCGCCGCCGCCGGGCCCGGAACUGGCCGGCGAGCCUCGGUUGAGAGAGGCGCCGCGCCGCCGUGGAGCGAGCCCGGCCGCCGGCGUGUCGCUGGCACCGAGCUCCGCCGGCGUGAGGAGUCCCUGA